Messenger RNA from Durusdinium trenchii, 4116 nucleotides. Lineage: Eukaryota; Dinophyceae; Suessiales; Symbiodiniaceae. The record is from the annotation of a GenBank genome assembly.
AUGGCGGCAGCUACCAACCUCACGGAGAGCACUGCAGCGUUUGAAAAGCAGGCCGCGAACUUGGGGCUGGAAGAUGGUUGGAUUCAAGCUUUGAAGAAUGCCGGGGUCACAACAUUGGGGCGGUUGGCCUUCAGUUGUGGUCAGCCUGGGACGCCAGUCACCGAACAAGACGUUCGCAACCUGAUGACGGCAAGUGACCCUGGUGGCAGGAUUACGGUUGGGGACCUUGCAACAAUGAGAAGGUUGAUCUUCGAAGCACAAACUGCCGUAGUUGCCUUGGCCAGAUCUCAAGCCGACCCGAAUGCUGAUCCAACCUUGAGGAAAAUGCCACCGGCAGAACGGAGCUCACGCAUCGCCAAUCAACGUGUGAGGCUCCAAGGAUUGUCAAUGGAAGGGAACAUGGAGGUGGCUCACCAGGUCUACGACCAGCUGAAUGGAAUGAUGGAGGCUGACACCUUGAAGUACCUGGCACUGUCGAAGUGCAUCACGCGGAUGCAAGAGAUCACUUCAGCAAAGCCUCCCAAAGAGCUGAAGCUGGACACCAGUGGCACUGGAAUUACGGUCAAAGACUCAAUUACAGAGCAGCAAUGCUCAACUGGCACAGAACUGGACCUGUUGGAGGCCAUGACGCGCCGGAGCCUUGCCUUUGAUGCAAUGGGUUUGGUCGACUUUCACAUCUUCCAGAAAUGGAUUCAAUACCUCUUCAACUUGAUGCGUCAGCCUCCGCCGCCAAACUUCAAGGCACCCACGUUGACACAGUUGCUCAGGGCAGACCGUCAAGCAUUUGUUCGACUUCAGGAGUUGAGCCGCGACGGCAUCAAACCCCACGCAGAUGGGACUCGGCCUUUGGACGCCUUGAUCGACAACCUCCCCAAGGACCACACAGUCGUGUACUACAUGCUGCCCACAGCCCAGGAGAAGACGCACCCAAAGCCUGCGAAGCCGGCAACGCAGAAAACAGAAACUGCGUCAUGGAAGAACUGGAGCAACGAAAAGAGUUCUUCAUGGAAGAGUGCAAAGCAGACACAAUGGAAGAAGGGCAGCGGCAAAACUGGUGGAUCCGGGAAGUUGCCCUACCAGUUGAAGAAUUGUGCCUCGGCCACGCCAGAAGGCAAACGGUUGUGCUUCGCCUACAACAUCGAUGGUUGUGACAAGGCAGCAGCAGGUGGCCUAACGGCCCAACUGCGAGCGCUUGGCUUGACCUCCAGCUACGGAGUCGAUCGAGUCGUGAAACCAAGAUCCAAGUGCCCCAUCGUCAAGGUUGACCUCACAACUCCACAUGGCGAAGCACUUGCCAAGAGCUGGUUAUCGAAUCCACUCUGUGCUUACGCGCAUUGGGGCAUCCCUUGCGGUACUGCAUCUCGGGCUCGCGAGAUCGACCUCAACGAUGGAGAAUAUCAGCCACAGCCCUUGAGGAAUGAUGCAUACCCUGAAGGUCUCCCAUGGCUGACAGGAGACGAUGCAGAACGAGUUCGGCUAGCAAACAAAGUGUACGAGGUCUGUUGUCGCUUGAUUCUGUUUUGCCACUUCAACAACAUCAGAUGGUCGCUAGAACAACCAGAGCGAUCCAUUUUCUGGCUGACCAAAUUUUGGAGAAUGGUUUUGCAGCAUCUCACGCCCAUCUACGUCGUGUUCAGUGCCUGCAUGUACGGUGGCAGCCGACCCAACAGAACUGCGAUCGCCACCGACAUCAAAGAGCUGCAGGAGUUGGCAUGUGACUGCACUGGAAAUCACAAACACUUGCCAUGGGGCCGAACAAAAACAGGCUUCGCGACAGCUGCGGAGGUUGAAUACCCGUUGGAGUUAUGCAAAGCUUGGGCAGCGGCCGUUUUCCGUAGCAUCUCCAAACAGUUCGACCUUGAGCUGUCCGUCCUGCCGGCACAUCCCGACAAGAAAGCCAGGGCAAGUACAGUCAAACAAACUCGUAAGUCCCUGGCAUUUAUGCAAGAUUACAGCCAUGUUGAAACAGCACGUUUCCAGAGAGCACCAAAGUUUCGUGUUGGCUCCAAGCUGCCUGCCACCCUUGGCGCCGACGAUGCCACCUUGCCAGCAUAUGCCCGCAUCCUCCGCAUCUCCCAGAUCCCUUCUCACCAAGACGGGGGGAAGAGCAGUGAGAAGGCAACCAUGUUUGAAGUGGCAUUUGGCGUUCCAUGGAGUGAAGAAGCAUUCAUCAAAGAAGCGCUACUCAGGGGGCACCCAGUGCACCUGUUCGAGAGUUUGCACUCCAACCUCUCCAAUGCCAUUCGUAGCAAUGUGAACGAAAAGCCCGAAAAGAUCGUGACCGACAGAGCAGCAUGGUUCAAGAAAUGGACUCGUAGAGCGCUGGAGCUCAGAAAACAAGAAGCAGACCUGCACAAGAAGAUGCCUAGCCAUAGAAGACAGAUCCUCGAAGGAAAAAGGAUCCUGUUGCUCAGGGAGAUCAUUGAGGACAUGAACUACCCGGACCCCGGCAUUGUGGAUCUCAUCGAGAAGGGGUUUGAUUUGGUUGGCGAGGCAGGAGGAGGGCUCGUUCUGCCCAGAGAUUUUGAGCCAGCGACCAUGUCCAUCCAGGACCUUGCCGACCAUGCCAAAAGUAGCAACGAGGCCAUCUUUCAUUCCACCAAGUCCAGUGGCGACAGUGAGGUCGACGAAGAACUAUGGAAGAAGACUUGCAAGGAGGUGGAAAAGGGCUGGCUCUCACGCCUUCCACUCUCUGAGGUGCCCCAUGGCCGUCUGUCUCGGAGGUUCGCAGUCGUUCAAGGAGGCAAAGUUCGACCCAUCGACAACUACUCUGAGAGCCAAGUCAAUGAUGCCGUCAACGUCACAAGCAAGUGCACGGUGGACGGAACGGAUUGCAUCGCUGCCAUGAUUGCCGAGUACAUGCGCCUGUGCGAGGUCAAGUCUGUGAACCCCGAGUUGCUUGGCAGAAGUUUCGACUUGAAGAGUGCAUACCGGCAGCUGGCGGUCUCAGACUCUUCUUUGAAGUGGGCACGGCUGGCCGUCUACAACCCGAGCCUCAAGAUCACCGAGGUGUUUCAGCAGCACUCUUUGCCGUUCGGCGCCAAGGCGUCUGUGAUUGGAUUUCUCAGAUGCGCCAGGCUGAUCCAGUGGCUCGCUCACUCCUUGAGCAUCAUGGUCACGUGUUACUUCGAUGACUACGUUUGCGUGGCCCCCAGCAACUUAGCCAGGAACACAGACCAGUCGUUCUGCCUCUUGCUGGACCUGUUGGGAUGGAGAUAUGGCGUGAGUGGCGAGAAGUCUGACAGCAUGAGCCACGAGAUCUCCGCGCUGGGGGUGAUGGUUGAUCUUUCCGAGACCUCAGAGGGUAGAGUCAUGGUUCGCAACACGGAGAAGCGGAAGCACGACCUCUCGAACCAGAUCGAUCGUGCCCUGUCGAGCCGAAGGUUGACCACUCAUGAAGCAACUUCUCUCAAAGGCCGCUUGGGAUUCGCAGAAGGUCAACUUUUUGGACGGGCGACCAAGCGAUUGAUCAAUGUUCUUGGUCAGCAUGUGUUGCGCCCUCCGAAACGUGGAGUACUGAGCGAUGAAACGGUGAGCGCCAUGCUUCAAGUCAAGGGACGGUUGUUGAAUGCCCAGCCUCGUCUCGUGAAAGCUGAUGUGGGAGACGUUUUCUUCUUGUUCACGGACGCUUGCUUCGACUGUGAAGCCAAAGAGGGUGGUGUCGGUGGAGUGUUGAUCGACCAGACUGGUUGUGUAGUGAGCUGGUUUGGUGGAGAAGCAAGCCGCGACUUUUGUGAAUCCUUCAUGGCUGAGGAUCAGGAGCAGGCGAUUGGAGAACUUGAAGCCUUCGUUGUCCUAGUCGCCUUCCGAGUGUGGCAGGACCUGGUGCGGUCCAAACAUUUGUUGUGUUUCAUCGACAAUGAAGCCGCAAGGUAUUUGAUUUUGAAGGGGUAUUCCAAGAACCCGGUUCUUUGCAACAUCGUGCACCACCUCGCCAAAGUCGAAGAGGAGUUGUUCGUUUUGCCAUGGUACGCUAGAGUGCCUUCAGAGUGCAACAUAGCUGAUCCACCAUCAAGAUCGGUGCCUCACGAAUUGUUGCCGGAAACCUCAAGGGUUCCUAUGCCAGACUUGAGGUCAGUGCUGGAUGAAGCGAGCAAGCCUUUGAGCGCCUCCUGA